Petromyzon marinus (sea lamprey) is the source of this 3006-nucleotide messenger RNA. Lineage: Eukaryota; Metazoa; Chordata; Hyperoartia; Petromyzontiformes; Petromyzontidae. The record is from RefSeq and is a predicted model, not a curated record.
UACUCAUGAUGGGAGUUGUACCAAUGGUGAUUAUUAAUGAUAGAGGUGAUGCUUUCGUGUUGUGGGUGCUGGUGGCGAUGGUGGCGGUAAUUAUGGUGAUUUGUUGGUGAUGUAAAUAAUUUUAGUGAUGCAUUUGUGUUUUAUAUGUGAAUAUGGUGGUAAUCGUGGUUAUGGUUGUACAGUUUUGUUCGUGGUGGUGAGGUGAUGAUUAUAUUCAUCAUUGUGAUGUGGUUGAUAGCGGUGGUUAUGAUGAUCGUGGUGAUAAUUCUGGUUGUCAUGUCUGGUAGUGGUGAAAAUGAUUAUGGUGAUUAUAACGACGGUAGUGGUCGUGGUGAUGGUUGUGGCAUUUAUGGUGUUCGAGGUGGUAAGUGAUGAGGGCGACUGCGAUGGUAAUUAUGAUGGUGGUAGUGGUGGAUGGGCGAUCGUUGUUUUGAUAAUCUUGAUUGGAUCAUGAUCAUGCCGGCAGGGCCUCUGGUGAGGUAUAACGGCGCUAGCGUCACCCAUGCGGCGCAUCAGGGUGUGGGAGUGGACGUGCCUCAGGCCGUGGCGAUAAUCUAACGAUGGCCUCGCCAGGGUCAGGGGCUGUUUUUAUCGCUGCCAACCAACAGGAGACAUGUGGAAGCUGAUGCUGUUGCCCUCACUGUGUCUGCUGUGUACACAGUGCUAUGCCAGUGGAGACGUCUGACAUUGACAGCAGUAUUUCGAGUGGGCACACCAUCAAUGUUAACUACACUCGGGUUUUAUGUUUCUACAUUUACAGUGCGUCCAUUGGAAGUUGCAAGUGCAUUUUGCUUAACCAGACACGCAACUCGCUUGUGGCGGCGUACUACACGAACCGUGCGCUCUGCUUCGUCAAGCUUCAGCAGUGGGAGAAGGCGGUUUCCGAUUGCAAGCAUGCGCUGGAACUUGACAGCCAGUCGGUCAAGGGCCACUUCUUCAUGGGCCAGAGCCAGCUGGAGCUGGAGAACUAUGACGAGGCCAUCGCCAACUUGCAGCUGGCGUACAGCCUUGCCAAAGAGCAGAGGCUGAACUUUGGGGAUGACAUUGCCAGUGCGCUACGGAUGGCCAAGAAGCGCAGGUGGAGCAGCUUGGAGGAGAAGAGGAUCCAGCAGGAGAUUGAGCUGCAGGCCUACCUCAACAGGCUCAUCACGGAGCAGAAAGAACGGGAAAUAGAGGCAUAUAAAGAGAAGAUAAAGAAUGAAAAAGAGGAGCAAUUGACAUCUGACGAUAUUGAAAACAUCGAAGGCAAGCAUGACAAGUGGAUGAAGGAGCUCAAUGAUCUGUUUGCGCAAGUGGAUGAGAGACGGAAGAAGCGCGAUGUGCCGGACUAUCUGUGUGGAAAGAUAAGCUUUGAGCUGAUGAGGGAGCCUUGCAUCACGCCCAGCGGCAUCACAUACGACCGCAGUAACAUCGAAGAGCACCUACAGCGGGUUGGCCACUUUGACCCCAUCACACGGAGUCCCUUGACUCAGGACCAGCUCAUCCCGAAUUUGGCUAUGAAGGAGGUGAUCGACGCGUUCAUCACUGAGAACGGCUGGGUGGAGGAUUACUGAGAAUAAUAACUGGAACACGCGCCACUGUGGGCGCACGGAGCACUCGCACCCCCUACGGAUCGUAGAUUCCGUCACUCGGCUGCUUCAGCACGGAUGUUUGGCCCUAGCGUGUGCUGAGCUUCUUUGGCGGGGUGGGGGAUGGGUGCCUACUUGCUGAGGUUGAAGACAAGGUUCGCGUUCACGUUGCGUGUUACAAUGGGUUUGAUUUUUGUUGUUUUCAUGUAAGUGCGAUUAAUCCAGUAUGGGUGGUUAUACUCCUUUCCACCGAUAACGUGUAAUAUUCAGAACGCGUAUAGAUAUAAAUAAAAUUGCCAUUGUAUACAAUGUGAGCUUGAGAAAGCUACGUAACCAUCCACGUACCUUUCUGAGUUGGAGAGUUGGGCAGGAAAGUCGAUAUGUUGGCUGUAAAAAAAAAAAUACUUUACAUAUACAAAAACAUUAUUGGACAUGCAUAUAUGUUGUAAAUACAAGCAAGACAACCAAAUCUGGGAUUUGGUAAACUUUUCUUUAAAAAUUUACAUCGUUUAUGUUGUUUAAGUGUAACGUAUGAAAUAUCUCCGGCUUGAGUCAGCUUCCAGUUAGAAUUACAAACGAGGUUACAUCUCGGCAGGUAGCAGUGCUGUUGUAACGUUCUCUAAAGGCCACUUGGCUUUCUGGUAUGUAUUAUUAAAGACCGCUCAACAGCAUGACAUCAAGCAAGUGCACCUUUAUUUUUCAAAGCAGUUGAUAGCACUAGAAUAGUAUGUUGUGGUGCAGUGUAGGAAACUUUGGCACAACUCAGACCAAACCAAUUUGAAACUGCCUAAAGCACGCGCGUUUAGCCAUUCAUUGAGUUUCAUUAAAAAGACGUCCAUAUACGCCAAACACUGCUGAAUAUAUAUCACUUUUCAGUGUAUUGGAGUAAUUCCUACUUGAUCACAAACACUGCAAUGUGAUUAGCCGUUCACUUCCUGCUCAGAGACCAGUUUACGAUUGAUACCUGGCACGAAUUACAGAGCAACAACUUCCCUUGCAAAAAAAUAGAAUUUGCCAAACUUUAAGGGCUGCCAGUACAGUAGCAUGGUGUGAGCAUAAGUUUAGAAAUAAGGACCGUUUAACAUCCUACUUGCAGGGGUGUGUAUAAUGCAGCCGCGUGCACUUGUUGUUACAUGUACUUUCACGAUGUUCAUGUAAUGUUCUCAGUACUUGUCAGAAUGUUGCACAGAGUCCAGUCCUGUCAUCUUGAGAUAUGAAAGGUGAGCUCUGCCGUUGUCUCGCUCAUUGCAGCUGGAACUUUGUUUAGCGCUGUUUCAACGCUCGCUUCGUUGUGCGACGUUUCUUUUUUUUAUCGUUCCCUGUCAGAAUAUGUACAGAGACUGCAUCCUUGGACUUAAGUGAACAUAUCACACUGUCUGUAGUGGUGAGAAUAUAUUGUAUACUUUCUUUUGACAAAUAAAGAUUUAUGAAAAACAAG